Messenger RNA from Symbiodinium sp. CCMP2456, 870 nucleotides. Lineage: Eukaryota; Dinophyceae; Suessiales; Symbiodiniaceae. The record is from the annotation of a GenBank genome assembly.
GUGAUGCUUGGUCCUCCCUCGCAGUCGGCCAGUGCACCCGAAGAGCUUCGGGGGCUUCUGGUGGAGCCUCAGCUCCGCAGCGCAGACUGGAACUUCGCCCUCCAUGUCGCCUUUCCCAGCGAGGCAAGCCUCCCAGUGCCUGGCACGCCAAAGUCAGCAGAAUUCCUCACGGAGGACUUGUCUAUCUUCGCUCCUGGCGACAGUGCGGCUGCGGCUCGAUUCGCGGCAGCCCUGGCCUCUUUAGGCUUAGCGGAGAGGGCGGAGGCAGACACCAUCCUAACCGGACUGCUUCUCGCGAAGUUUGCCUCCUUUCCAUUGCACGGCUCUUGGGAGGGGGGCCGUUGCGUCUUCGGGCUCAUGAGCAAGCUGAACCACGCCUGCUUUCCCAACUGCGUCUGCCUCUGGCCAGGCCUGCCUCCUGGCGAAGAGGUCGCGCUGGAUCCUAUGAGAGAGAUGGUCGCGCCGGGCACGACGCCGUUGCGCUGCGCUCGACUGCGGGCACUCUGCAGGAUCCAGCCAGGUGACGAGUUGACUUUCUGCUACUUUGGUGGGGACUUCGCGGUGCAGGUUCGAAGCACCGAGGAGCGACGCCGUCGCCUUUGGGAGGGCUUUGAGUUCGAGUGCCGAUGCGAACUUUGCGAACCUGGCGACCAGCCGGCCAAGAGCUACGGCCAGCUGUGCAAGCGCGCCCUCUGCUUCGGCAAGCCGCCACCGCUGCCCCCUGAGGGCCUUCGCCGUGGCCCACGGGAUCUUUCCGCCGCCGGCGCUGAUCGCAAAAUAUGUUCCUUCUUGUCCUUAUGGUUUUCUACACUGCCAUUUGCUGUGCAGCCGCCACUACCUCGGUCAGCCUCACCAUCCACAUCAACAUGA